AUGCUUGUUGUUUUGUUUUUUCUUUUUUUUUUACUUCACCUGGACAAUUCCCUGGGUGAUUCUAUGUAUGAAGGAAACCUCUACUCAAAGAAUAUCAGCAGGAUAUUGGACAACCUGUUAGACGGCUAUGACAACAGGCUUCGACCAGGAUUUGGAGGUGCUGUUACUGAAGUGAAAACAGAUAUUUAUGUGACAAGCUUUGGUCCUGUGUCUGAUGUGGAGAUGGAAUACACGAUGGAUGUUUUCUUCCGUCAGACAUGGACUGAUGAAAGGCUGAAGUUCAGGGGCCCAUCUAAGAUUCUAAGUUUGAAUAAUUUGAUGGUCAGUAAAAUCUGGACACCUGAUACUUUUUUUAGGAAUGGAAAAAAGUCCAUUGCUCAUAAUAUGACAACCCCAAACAAGCUCUUCCGUAUCAUGCAGAAUGGAACUAUUCUCUACACAAUGAGACUUACCAUCAAUGCUGACUGCCCCAUGAGAUUGGUUAACUUUCCUAUGGAUGGGCAUGCUUGUCCACUGAAGUUCGGGAGCUAUGCUUACCCCAAAAGUGAGAUCAUCUAUACAUGGAAAAAGGGACCUCUUUAUUCUGUAGAAGUUCCUCAAGAAUCCUCAAGCCUCCUACAGUAUGAUCUGAUUGGGCAGACUGUGUCUAGUGAGAUAAUAAAGUCCAAUACAGGUGAAUAUGUAAUCAUGACAGUUUAUUUCCACUUGCAAAGGAAGAUGGGAUAUUUCAUGAUACAGAUAUACACUCCCUGCAUUAUGACAGUCAUUCUAUCUCAGGUGUCUUUCUGGAUUAAUAAGGAGUCUGUGCCUGCUAGAACUGUUUUCGGAAUUACCACUGUUUUGACCAUGACCACUUUAAGUAUCAGUGCUAGGCACUCUUUGCCAAAGGUGUCCUAUGCAACUGCCAUGGAUUGGUUCAUAGCUGUGUGUUUUGCCUUUGUCUUCUCUGCCCUUAUUGAGUUUGCAGCUGUCAAUUAUUUUACCAACCUUCAGAACCAGAGAGGAAUGCAAAAGGUGUCUAGGACAGCGCUACCCUCAGUCACAACGAUGCCAGUGGAGGAUGAGAUUGUUUUGCGUCCUCAUUCCAAUUAUAAUCUGAAGAAGCGAGUGAACUCUCUGACCUUGCCAAAACUUCAGUCACCUGAGGUGAAGAAAGUUCUCACCAGAGCACCUAACUCACAGUGGAUGCCUGACAUGCCACUGUCACUGCCACCACCACCACCACCACCAUCGGCCAUUGGUGGCACAAGUAAAAUAGACCAGUAUUCCAGAAUUCUCUUUCCUGUGGCAUUUGCAGGAUUCAACUUGGUAUACUGGAUCGUUUACCUGUCUAAAGACACUAUGGAAGUGAGUAGUAGCAUUGAAUAG
Molecule: messenger RNA, 1368 nt
Organism: Vombatus ursinus (common wombat)
Lineage: Eukaryota; Metazoa; Chordata; Mammalia; Diprotodontia; Vombatidae
Gene: GABRA6
Product: gamma-aminobutyric acid type A receptor alpha6 subunit
Exons: 9
Coding region: 1-1368 (455 amino acids)
Biological process (GO): monoatomic ion transmembrane transport; gamma-aminobutyric acid signaling pathway; chloride transport
Cellular component (GO): neuron projection; synapse; dendrite membrane
Molecular function (GO): transmitter-gated monoatomic ion channel activity involved in regulation of postsynaptic membrane potential; GABA-gated chloride ion channel activity; benzodiazepine receptor activity
Source: RefSeq, a predicted model, not a curated record